UUUAUUGACCUUUAGUCCUUUAGUUAGGUAAAUCAUUGAGCCUUCGUUUAUAAAUACAGACAUGUGAACCAUGUAGAUCAUAAGAAACUUGCCUUUCAGAAUUCCCUCAGAUAAAACUCAAAGACGCAGAAUGGAAGGGGAGGUGAACAACUUUGCAAUGGUAUGGAUCGCGGUCUUGGCCUCCCUUUGUUAUUGUCACACCGUAGCUAAGUUCAUUCCCAAAGGCGCCGCUAGGUUUCUAGCCAUUCUUCCGAUUUCAAUCAUAUUUACACUUCUUCCUCUCAAUCUUACCACUAUGCAUCUCGGAGCUACAUCUUCUUUCUUUAUUGCAUGGCUAGCAAACUUCAAGAUCCUCCUCUUUGCCUUCGACAAAGGACCUUUAUAUUCCAAUACCCCGAUUCCAUUAUCACUCUUUGUGCCUCUGGCUUGUCUCCCUGUUAAGAUAUAUGAUCACUCAGGUAAUGAAUUUAAAGAAACCCCAUCUCAUCAAGUUCCCGGAAAACAAAAUAAAUCCCUUUUAAACUAUGGUAUCAAGAUCUAUGUAUUAGGUUUUCUGAUGAAUAUGUAUGUUUACAAAGAUAUUUUCCAUAAAAAUUUCAUUUUGGUACUAUAUAGUAUCCACAUGUAUCUAGGUCUAGAGUUGUUGUUAGCCAUGUUUGGUGCCUUAGCUAGAAUGAUAAUGCAAGUAGAGUUGGAGCCACAAUUUAAUGAGCCUUACCUUGCAACUUCAUUACAAGAUUUCUGGGGUAAAAGAUGGAACCUAAUGGUUUCGAAAAUUCUGAAACCUACUGUAUUUGAACCAACCCGAUCAAUUUCCACGAGCCUGGUAGGACGAAGAUGGGCUACAUUUGUCGGUGUCCUGGCUACAUUUUUCGUAUCUGGUUUGAUGCAUGAGUUGGUUUUUUAUACUUAUGGAAGACAGAAGACAAGGGGGGAAGUUAUGUGUUUUUUUCUUAUCCAUGGGGUGACUGUGUGCAUUGAAAUCGGAUUGAAGAAGGCGGUGAACGGAAGAUUCCGGCUACCAGAGAUGGUAACAGGACCCCUGACGAUAAUGUAUCUUGUAGUUACAAGCUUUUGCCUAUUCUUUCCUCCAUUUUUAAGGGGAAAUGCAGAUGUAAAAGUUUGUACAGAGUUUCUUGCUUUUGUUGAGUUUGUUUGGAAGGGUAGACUUGUUGGUCCAAAUAAUAUGUCUUGCUCAUCUAUACUAUAAUAUAAUAAGCCAACAUAGGUUUAAUUUGUA
Daucus carota subsp. sativus is the source of this 1240-nucleotide messenger RNA. Its product is annotated as acyl-CoA--sterol O-acyltransferase 1-like. The transcript has a single exon. The coding region runs from base 131 to 1210 and encodes 359 amino acids. Lineage: Eukaryota; Viridiplantae; Streptophyta; Magnoliopsida; Apiales; Apiaceae. The record is from RefSeq and is a predicted model, not a curated record. Gene Ontology annotation, biological process: lipid metabolic process.